UUCCUUUACCAUCUGCCAUAACCAAGAUGCCUUUCUCCAGAUUUGCCUCCUUUCUGUGCCUGCUAUCCUUUUUGCUCCUUCUCAAUAAUGCAGUUGGAGUUGACCCUCUCUUCCAUUUCUGUACUGGCUCUGAGAAGUUCAUUGACAAUGGCCCAUACGAAACCAACUUGAACAAACUCAUGGAUUCUCUCCAAAUCCUAGCUCCUCCCACAGGUUUUGGAAAAGCUUCAGUUGGUUUGAACGCUGACCGAUCAAAUGGGCUUGCUCUCUGUAGACCUGAUGUCUCAAACACAGACUGCAAAGCCUGUGUCACUGAGGCAAGCACCGAAAUUCUCAAACGCUGUCCAGACUACAAAGCAGCAAUCAUAUGGUAUGAUAAUUGCCUUUUGAAAUACUCCAACAUGGAUUUCUUUGGCCAAGUUGACCACCAAAAGUUCUACAGUUUCAAUGAGAAAAAUGUAAGCAAUCCAGCAUCAUUUAAUCAGAAAACAAGGGAGCUGCUAAGCCGCCUAGUAGAAGAAGCUUUUGUAGCCCCAAAUAUGUAUGCAACUGGAGAAGUGGACCUUGAAGAGUCCAAGAAACUAUAUGGAUUGGUUCAAUGCACCAGGGACCUUUCAACCAUUGAUUGUAAACAGUGUCUUGAUGAUGCAGUAAGUGAAGUACCAAACUGUUGUGAUGGGAAGGAAGGAGGUAGGGUUGCCACUGGGAGUUGCAACAUAAGAUAUGAGACUUACCCCUUUGUGAAAUCUUAGAAUUUCCUCUAGGAUUUAUGGACUAAAUUAUAUUAACAUUAAUAAUUAAAUGAAGUGUUGCAUUUAGAUAAUUUAAGUGUUUAUUUUUGUGAUAUUUGUACUAUUUUUGUUCAGAUGAGGAGCAUGCUUCAUUUCAAUUAUCUGGUAUGGAUUCAUAAUAAAUUUGCAUGCUUCUCGUCAAGUUAUGUGUUGUAAAAACUUUCCCUACAAAUAAAUAUUAACCUUUUCCUUUGUUCAAGAGAAAAA
Vitis vinifera (wine grape) is the source of this 998-nucleotide messenger RNA. RefSeq names its product cysteine-rich repeat secretory protein 38. NCBI's taxonomy places the organism in Eukaryota, Viridiplantae, Streptophyta, Magnoliopsida, Vitales, Vitaceae. The record is from RefSeq and is a predicted model, not a curated record. The coding region runs from base 27 to 752 and encodes 241 amino acids. The transcript has a single exon.